AUGGCGCUGGUUACUAUGUGAAGACUUUGGGGGGAAAAAAAUCUGCAGUAUAUAUUUUUUUGUUAUUGUAUUGCAAACGAAAGGACGCCAUUGCGUGAAUGUUGAUUUCUUUCUGACUUGACAUCGUUGGUGUGGAAGGGGUGAGUUGCGAUGAGUGAUGUGGUUGAAAAGACUCUUACCGCUCUCCCGAGCCUCCUGUCAUUGGAUUCCCAAUCGGGUGCAGGCAAACUUUCCAUCACUUCAAAAUUAGGAAGUCUCAUAAAGAAUAUCACCGAGCUAACAUCUAAACAUGAAGAAUCAAAACUAAUAAAAAAGGAGCUGUCGACAAUCAAAGAACAAAUUUCUUCCCCUCACACAACACUGAGACAGAUGAAGGAGAUAAUGGUGAGAAUGAUUUACUGUGAAAUGCUUGGUUAUGACACCUCUUUUGGCUAUAUACAUGCAAUUAAACUAGCACAGCAGGGCAGCCUAUUGGAAAAAAGAGUGGGUUACCUAGCAGUUUCUUUAUUUUUGAAUGAAAAUCAUGAACUGCUUCUUCUUCUUGUAAAUACAGUAUUAAAGGAUUUGCAGAGUACCAAUCUUGUAGAAGUUUGUAUGGCUUUAACUAUAGCCAGUCAAAUUUUUCCAAAAGAUAUGAUCCCAGCUGUGUUGCCACUGGUUGAAGAAAAACUGCAGCAUUCAAAGGAGAUAAUCAGAAGAAAAGCUGUGCUUGCACUAUACAAGUUUUAUUUAAUUGCUCCAAAUCAAGUCCAGCAUAUUCAUGACAAAUUUCGGAAAGCACUUUGUGACAGAGAUCCUGGAGUCAUGAUAUCAUCCUUGCAGAUAUAUCAGCAAAUGAUUAAGGAUUGUCCAGAUGGCUAUAAAGAUUUGACAGGGAGCUUUGUGGCAAUUCUAAAACAGGUUGUUGGAGGAAAACUCCCAGUGGACUUCAAUUACCACAGUGUCCCAGCACCAUGGUUACAGAUUCAACUACUGAGAAUUUUGGCCUUACUGGGAAAGGAUGAUCAAAGUGCAAGUGAACUAAUGUAUGAUGUUCUGGAUGAAUCUUUAAGAAGAGCAGAAAUUAAUCACAACAUCACAUAUGCAAUUUUGUUUGAAUGUGUGAAGACCAUAUAUACUAUACAUCCAAAAUCUGAUUUACUUCAGAAGGCAGCAAAGUGCAUUGGGAAGUUUGUUCUGUCACAUAAAAUUAACUUAAAGUACUUGGGAUUAAAAGCUCUCACCUACGUAGUUCAGCAGGAUCCAAACCUUGCCCUUCAGCAUCAAAUGACAAUCAUUCAGUGUUUGGAUCAUCCUGAUCCAAUUAUCAAGCGUGAGACUCUGGAGCUGCUUUAUCGAAUAACAAAUGGUCAAAAUGUAAUAGUCAUAGUGGAGAAGAUGCUUGCCUUUUUAUGGCAAAGUAAAGAUGAAUAUACUACUAUUGACCUAGUUGGAAAAGUGACUGAACUGGCAGAAAAAUAUGCCCCAGAUAAUGAGUGGUUUGUAAAAACCAUGAACACUGUAUUUUCUUUAGGAGGUGAUGUGAUGCAACCAGAUAUACCAAACAACUUUCUCAGACUGCUUGCUGAAGGCUUUGAGAAUGAAAUUGAAGACAAACAGUUGCGACUAUUUGCUGUAGAGUCCUAUCUGUCUCUUUUGGAUAAAGAAAACUGUAAUUUUCCACAGAGAUUCCUUCAAGUCAUUAGCUGGGUUUUGGGAGAGUAUUCCUAUCUUAAAACAGACACUAAUCCAGAGAUUGUGGCUGAAAGAUUACAAAAGCUUCUUGACCAAAGCAUCGUUUCACAAGAAACAAAGAGCUGGAUCAUGGCAGCAAUCACAAAAAUUGCAAGUGACUCUGUUUGUUCCAGCACUGUAACUGAAAUUGCUGAGAAGCAUAGUGUGUGUCUGGAUACGGUUCAGAGACAACAUGCAUUUGAAAUGAAAGCACUACUUGAUGACAGAGAACUAAUGAAAAAAAUAUUACCCAAGGAUGCAAGUUGUGAAGAUAUAGAGGUAGACAUAUCUUUGUCAUUUCUGGAUGAAUUUGUGGCCAAUGCAUUAGACCGUGGAGCUGCACCUUACAAACCACCUCAUCAGAGACAACAGGAACUUUCUCAAGCCAAAGCCCUGAAUUUUGAGCCAUAUGGCUUGUCUUUACCAAUUAGUGCUUCAUCCUAUAGUAUUGCAGGAAGACAGUCUCCUACAGGACUCUCGUUAAGUUCUGGUUUAUCAGGGAACAGUGCUGAAAUGACACAGAAAAAGGGAUCAAACAGUCUUAAGCUUGAAGGUGUGAAAAAAGUUUGGGGUAAGGAAGGCUAUCUACCUCAAAGUGAAACCGCACAAGACGUUAAUCUUCCCUCUGCAUCUUGUCCUGACGUAGAAGCAACUACUAUGGAGAAAUUAGUUGAAAAUGCAGCAGUACAAUCAGAUUUGUUACCAGUGGCAUUAAAUGUAAAGGACCAGGAGAAACAGCAGCUGGCAUCAUCCCUCUUUGUAGGCAUUGGAUCCCAUGACACUCUAAGCCUGAUGGGAAAGUCAGAGAAUAAUGCACAGAGGUUUAGAAAAAGAAGCAAACUCAAAGAAUACUCAAAGGAAACUGAAAGGCUUUCUCAGGAUGAAUUUUCUCUACAAAGUCCAACCCAGAAUCUCCUGGAUAAUGGCAACUUUACGGAAUCCUCUGAAAACUUGAAUGGUUUGGGAACGCUUUUUACUAGCGAGUUAUCAAAGAAGGAAGAUUCUACAACUCUAGACUCUGACGAAAUGAGUAAACAAGAAAUGUUGACUGUCCCUACUAAGGGUUCUUCUUUGUUAUUUACCAGUGAUGAUAUGGUAGUUGUAAAGCCUUCACACAAUCCGGCAGAAAUUAGUUUCCUUCCAUCAAGCAAUCAGUAUUUUUCUUUGCCAGCAGAGCUAUCACAACAGGCACAUUCUGAAGUAGAACAGCUUACUUACAAUGAAUUUUUAUCUUUGUCUGCUUGCAAAGUUUACCAAAAGGACUGCUUACGUUUGGUUGUUUUUAUUACCAGCUACAGUUCUACUCCAAUUCCUCAUGUUGAACUCUGCUUUCCACAAAGCAAACUGAAGGUAUUUAACAGUGCAACACAUCAUGUCCAUUCACUUGAAGCCAAAUCUACAGUAAAUUGCCAGAGCUGUCUUUUGAUGGAAGAGCCUUGUGCACAGUUAGAUCUUGUUGGAAAUCUCACCUACCAUUUAGAGUCUGAGGAAAUAUCAGAACUGGAGUUUUCUUUGGCUUUCAUGUUGCCAGACUUUGUCAGGCCCCUCGUAAUUUCUACAGAUGACUAUGGCAAGCUCUGGCUUUCCUUUGCCAAUGAUGUGAAACAGAACCUUAACCUGUUGUCGAAUGCUAAAGACCCACUGACUGCAACACUAAACGUUUUGAAAGAUGACCUGCAUCUUCAUAUUGUUGACAUUAUAGGUAAGGAGAGUAUAGUUGCCUGUCAGCUACUCCCCUCCAUCCCGUGCCUGAUGCACUGCCGAGUUCAUAGUGGGAUGCUUGCUGUGUGGCUAAGGUCCCCAUCACCAGACUUUAUUGAUUGUUUACUAUAUCACUGUCAGAGGAUACUGCAAGAAAAAUGAUGUUUCAGAUAAUUAGUCUGUGUUUGUUUAUGUUUUUAUGCUGUUCUUUGUUGCUAUGACUUUCUACUCAGGAUAUUAAAAUAGCCUUGCAAUAACUUUCCUGAUUUAAUAUUUUCACAUGAAUGUUUGUGAUCGAGUUGGAGACCUGAGUUUCGCUGCAUAGUAACCAAGACAUUUUCAAUUAUAAUGUCUUUUAACUCUGCUUCCUUUGUCCUUGUAGUUUCUUGUAAUUCACAAUAAUUCUAAUCAAUGAAGUGUUUGAGCAAUUAAAUCCGCAGACACUAUUCUUUGUUGUAGGCAAUGAUCUGUGAAGAUCAGUAAAUUUAAAACUGCAGCUGAUGCAGUGUGAUAUAACUGAGGUGCCUUUGUAAAGUGUCUUUGUUAAAGUUAGGAGGUUUUAUUGUUUUUGUUUUUUACCCCUUUGAUGCAUAGCUCAUUGACUUGGCCGAGUUUCUUACUGCCUAACUGUUCUUGCAUGAAGGUAUCAGGACAUAGUUUCUAGUUUGAUCAUCAGAAGUGAAUAUUCUGUUCCUGGUUUUCUAUCAGUUUGUUUGCCUCAAAUUGUAACAGAACAAUCCUAUCACAUAUUCAUAAUGGGGAAAAAACAAAUUUCUUAUUCAUACACAGAAAACAUCAAAGAGGGUGCAAGAAGGUAAUCAUUUAGUCCUUCUCUACUUACAAGUAUUGAUGCACAUGUUUAUUUUAGGCCCUGAUGAACCUACUAAGAUAAUAAGCUUAUUUAAGAUGGUGGCCCAGCUGGCUUAUCAACCUCUCAUUAAAGGACUUAAAUAUCUAUUAAUAUAUGAUUAUUUACUUAAACAAGGCCUGGGGAAAGUUCACAGAUACAUUUGUUUGUUCUGAUUUUUUUAAAAACCAUUCUGAACAGCACACCUGUCUAUAAUGGUGCACAUAUCCUGUAUACAGUCCUAGUUGACUAUAGGUUACAGUAUGUGUCUUUUCUUAGAAAUGGCACAAUACGUAAUUUAAUUGAGAUGGCCUUAUGUCCAUUUAAACUAAUGCUGUCAAAUACCUGCAUUUUAAUAUUCUCUGUAACCUGAGAAAGAAUGAAAUGCCAUUAACUAGAUUUUAAAUUUAAUUCAAUUGAGUUUAUUUUUGUAUAACACUCUUCACUUCAUGCAGGUGUUCAGCUCAGUGACAAGCUCUCAUGUAAAUUACAAGUAUAGAUUUUACAAAUUACUAACACAGAAUUAGUACACAUAAUGGUAGAAAUUUGUUAAAACACAGUAGAAACUGAUCAACAUAAAUAGAAGCCAAAAAUGUCUGUCUAUUAUUAUUAUUAACUUCGACAGGUUAUUAUUAUUUUUUAAAUAUUAUUAGUAACUAUGACAGGUUGUACAACAAAAAAAGCCUAAGUGUACAGUUUUAAAGUCCACAGUGGACAGUAUUUAACAUACUGUAUCUUGGAUUAGGAAUGCCCAUAGUAUAGUAUAUCACUGUUAUGUUUCAGGUCUCAUUAAUGCUCACUGUCAUUCACAUUUAAUGAAUCUCCCACAUGCCGUGAUCUGUUGGUUCUUUUUCAUUGUACUGCCUAAAAAAUGAAAAAGGUGUUCGGGAGUUUUCUUGCACAAAAAACAAUUUUAUAUUGUUGUAAUCAUUCUCUAAUUACAUGCUCUCUGCUAUUUCCACCUCUGCACCGUUUUUUCUUUUAGUGCAUGGGAAUAAUACCACCUGUUACAGAGAAGACAUUUUAAAGGCCUGUCUUUUUAUCGGUGUGACUGCUAGUUUAAUUUAUUAAUCAGACUGUCUGUCACCCGCGGCUCUGCCCGCGUGGUAGUGAAAUAGGACAUACUUUAAAAAUCAAUAAAAAAAGAAAAACAAAAUGUAAUAAUUUGUAUUGAGAAGAAUUUAUAUUGACAGCUUUCGUAUCCAAGGGAACUCUUGAUAUACAGUAUUUUUGGUUUUUCUAUCGGGGCGAGAAUGUAGCUGUGAUCUCUUUGCCAAAAAUGUAAAAAGUUGGCAAGGUAUCUCUGGCCAAGUGGAAGGUAGGUACACUUUUCUGAUCGUGUUCAGCUGAGACGGGAGAGUGUCCCCUGCGUGGGGAGAACGAGCACAUGGCUGUGAUAUAUCUCUGCCAGUGAGCAGGUACCCUCUAAAACACAAGUAGCUGUGAUCUCUCUCACAA
Polypterus senegalus (gray bichir) is the source of this 5719-nucleotide messenger RNA. It is a transcript of the gene ap4e1, whose product is annotated as adaptor related protein complex 4 subunit epsilon 1. The transcript is spliced from 21 exons. Lineage: Eukaryota; Metazoa; Chordata; Cladistia; Polypteriformes; Polypteridae. Gene Ontology annotation, cellular component: AP-4 adaptor complex; membrane coat. Gene Ontology annotation, biological process: intracellular protein transport; receptor-mediated endocytosis. The coding region runs from base 151 to 3576 and encodes 1141 amino acids. The record is from RefSeq and is a predicted model, not a curated record. Gene Ontology annotation, molecular function: cargo adaptor activity.